CUCCCGGUCCCACCCACACACACCGACAGAGAGAGGACCCAACAUGGCUGAAGAAGAAGGAAGCGAGGUAACUUCUGGUGGUCUUUUCCAGGAGAUCUUCACCUCCCCGCUGAACCUGACGCUGCUCAGCCUUUGUCUGUUCCUCCUCUACAAGAUCUUCCGCGGGGACAAACCUCCGGAUCUCGGCGAGGUGGAGCCGCCGCUGCCCAAACUCAAAAAGAGAGAUUUCACCCUCGCUGAGUUGAAGCCCUACGAUGGGCUCCAGGACCCGAGGAUCCUCAUGGCUGUCAACGGGAAAGUGUUCGACGUCACACGGGGGAAGAAGUUCUACGGCCCAGAGGGUCCAUAUGGAGUGUUUGCAGGCAAAGAUGCUUCUAGAGGUUUGGCUACGUUCUGCCUGGAGAAAGAGGCGCUGAAAGACGAGCACGACGACCUGUCGGACCUGAACACCAUGCAGCAGGAAGGCCUGUCCGAGUGGGAGACGCAGUUCACCUUUAAGUAUGAUUACAUUGGUAAGCUGCUGAAACCAGGCGAGGAGCCCGCAGAGUACACAGACGACGAGGAGGUAAAAGACAAGAAGACGGACUAGAGAAUGAAAAGUGAACGCGACGGGGAAAAUGAUUGAUGCCUUAAUGUUUGUAAUUCUGACGCCUGUUGCCUCCUAUUAGGGCCAGUCUUCUAUAUGUACUCUAAUACUUUUGGACACUAUCCUGCAUUUUAUAUGCUGAGUGACUGAAUUCCAUUUAUCUCUUGGCAUCAACAUUUAAAAGAUACUGCAUUGUGACUAGUUGUUUAUCUCUUUAAAACGGAUCCUUGUGUUGUUUUGGAGAAUCAAGAACGUGGACCAAUGACGGUUAAAUGUCCUGUAGGUUGUCUGAAGGAGGAGAACAUCCACAGCUCUGUCGUACACUUUAUUAAAGGGUCAUUUGGGUAUUUUUAGUCUUAGUUACUAAUUGGGACAACCAUUUUUGAAACUGGUCUUGUAUUAAGCGAUAGCGCUGCAGCCACAACUGCGAAACAGCUCGGUAGAUCGAUCAAAGUCAACUAAAAGCGACUGUAUUUGCCACUGACACUCUCAUCGUUUUAUUCAAGUUCAAGCUAACAUUGUGUAAAGAAACCUACACAGGAAUACAACUUUUUUCUUAUUGUUUUGUUUGAUCUGAAAGUUGGAAAGUGCCGGGAAGAGUUGGUGUUGUUGGAGUACAGAAAGCCUAGUGGCAUUUAGAAUAUCAAGGCUGAAUAUUAAGCUGAUUCCAACAAUGGUUUCCAGCCCUCUGACUCAAUGCUGGACCAUUUACAAAAAUGUUGCCCCUUUUCACCUUUAGACACAAACAUAUGAGAAAAUACCAAAGUUACCCUUAGAUAUCGCUGCUGAUGUAUUGCAGGUUGUACACAUUCCUUUCAUCAAGGUUUCAGCUCGGAUCACAUUGAAGUUAAUUGUCUCAGGAAGUAUUCUCCUUUCAAAUUGACUACACAUAUAUUGAGGGUCUGGAGCCAGGGUGUGUAAAAAUACAUUUCAAUUUAUAAGAUAAUCUUUGAUUCCCACCAAAAGAUAGUUUGGUUUCCCUGAAAAUAGAUCAGACGCUAUUGGGUUGGAAAUGACUCAUUUGAAAUUAAAGUUUAUCUGUAAAGUGUUUUUGUUUUUUGGAGAACAACGCCCAGGCUGAGGGAAAACAGGAAUUUUCUUAUAAACAAAUACUUAAGAAGUCCUCCCAAAAAUACUGCUUGUUAUACUGUACCAACAACAUUUACUGUACGAACGGUUAUAUAAGGUGAACGGGCCCUGAUCUUUAAACAAUGAGGGCAAUGACGUCCAGAUGUAUUGAAAACCUAUCGAGUGAAUCUGCUAAUCUCAAUUCACCGGUCCCGUAAUACGUUUAUCAGAUUGUAUUUCUUUUUUUCUGUUGAGACCCUUUUCUUUAAUUAAUCUUGAGAUAUUUUUGCAACUCAAAAAGACAAUCCAUGUUGUUUUCUGCAUCGCCCAACAUCCUAAAUGUAACAUCAAUUAACCAUUAAGCAAAACUAUUAAAAUAUUCUCUGGUCUCAGUUAUUACAAUUUGCUGCUUUUCUUUGCUUCACACAACAAUGUGAAUUUUGGACCGUAGAGCGGGUUUAAAAAAAGUAACGUGCAAUGUUUGUAAAGAAAUACUUGAUGGUAAACGUGAAGCUCUCAUUUACAUGAAGUAGUGUUCUGUUGAGCAUUACAUGCUGCAGGAGAAAAGUUCAGAGCACAGAGAAAUGGAUCGUAAAAAACACUAAAAAGGCCAGUUAAGAUUCUCAAAAACACUAGCAAACAAUCGAAUGUUUUAGGUAAUAGUUUACAUGCUUCUUUGACACUAGUCAGAGCAUUUUUUAAGCAAUAUUUCACAGUCCGAGUUCGUAGGCUGUAAAAGAUACAACACAAGAAACUUGUUUUCGUCCGUUAAAUGAUGCUUCUGCUUUGUUUGCAAGGAAAUAUUGAUGAAUCCUGAAGUUAUAUUGAAUAUUUUAAUUGGUGUGUUAAAUCAUCAAUUUUUAUUUUGUCACCAUUGCCCCUGUCAAAGUGGAAAGAAUGGCCACUUUCCAUAAAAACAGAGUCAGUGAUGGAAUAUGUUCAGUAUGCAUGAUGUACAUAAAAUAAAUGUCAUAAUCCUGAAAAAUGAUAUUUUGACUUAAUAAAUAAAAUUACAAAAUUAA
Messenger RNA from Gymnodraco acuticeps, 2676 nucleotides. It is a transcript of the gene pgrmc1, whose product is annotated as progesterone receptor membrane component 1. The transcript has 3 exons. Gene Ontology annotation, cellular component: endomembrane system; membrane. The record is from RefSeq and is a predicted model, not a curated record. NCBI's taxonomy places the organism in Eukaryota, Metazoa, Chordata, Actinopteri, Perciformes, Bathydraconidae. The coding region runs from base 44 to 589 and encodes 181 amino acids.